AUGACGACAGAGAAAAUGGAUAGUGAUGCAGAUGCUCACUCAGAAAUAGAUUUUGGAGCCAAGAGAAAGUUAAAUGAGAUAGAUGAGAAUAUUGACCGAAGGGAAUAUAAGAAACAAACGAUAAAUGAGAUAGAAACCGGAGAGAAAACUUUUGAUAAAGAUGGAUAUUCUGAGAAUUGCAAGGGUCCUUACCAAGUAUGGAUUAAAAAUCUUAGUCCAUCAAAUAAAUUCUUUAAUAUUUAUAAAGUGGGAAAGAUAGUAGUAAAGUACUACAAAACAGUGCAAGAAGUAAAAAAGGACGGACGCUUUAGAGGUAUUAUAGUUUUCAAUGACAGAGAGGAAGCUAAUAAAGCAUUGGAGGAUACAAUUUUCAAGGAUAAUGAUAUGACUACAUUUGUCCCAGGAUUCAAAAAAAUGAGAAAAGGAGUCUUGAGAGGCAUCCCAAUAGAUCUUUCAACAGAUGAUUUGAAAACGGAGAUCAUGUCUUCUCUGGAGGUUAUAAAUGUUAGUAGAAUGAACAGAAAGAAUCCUAACAGUACAAACGAUGAUGAUAAAUGGAUACCAACUACAUCAGUAAUGGUCACCUUUAAAGGAGAUUUUCUUUCUAAAGAAGUUAGUAUUUGCCUUGUUAAAACCAAAGUUGAUCCGUACGUAAGAAGACCUAUGCAGUGCUAUAAUUGUUUUAAAUUUGGCCAUAUGGCUAAAACCUGCAGAAACCAGAAACGUUGUUCUAUGUGUGGAGAGUUACACCAUGAUGAGGGUUGCUCAGGUGUAACCCCCAGAUGCGCAAACUGCAAGGGUAGUCACAAAUCUAUUGACAGCAGAUGUCAAAUCUAUGAAAAGAAUAAAUUGCUAUGCGAAAGAAUGGCUUAUGACAAUUUGUCAUACGCUGAAGCUCAUGCACGGAUUUUUGGUAAAUCCAAUGCUCCAAGACUGAAUAGACUAGACUUUCCUAAUCUGAGAAAUAGAACAAAUAAAGAACCAGAAGUAUUCAACAAUCAGACACAAUUACAAGAUGGGAAUCAGAAUGCAUCCCAGAUUCAACCCAAGGAUAAUAUGGGACAAAACAUACUCUCACCAACAAUAACAACAAAAUCGACUUCGACAACGAUGCCAGUAAGGAAUUAUUCAAGAAUGAAUGCACAGCAAUUCUUCUACACGAACAACAAUACCAAUACCAACAGCCAAACGAGUACACAACUGAAGGGAGAAAAAGAAAAGGACAAACCAGCCAACCUACCAUCUACAAAUCAGCCUUUGAGAAAUUCACUACAAACAUCACAGACAACGCUAUCUCGAAUGAGUACUACGAAGAAACUACAUGCUAGGUUAAGUAAUAGUACAAAUAAUCUUAAGCCCCUAAAUAAAAAAUCAUCUUCACAAAACCAAAAAACCUAA
This is a messenger RNA of Nasonia vitripennis (jewel wasp), 1398 nucleotides long. RefSeq lists its product as uncharacterized. Gene Ontology annotation, molecular function: zinc ion binding; nucleic acid binding. The record is from RefSeq and is a predicted model, not a curated record. The transcript has a single exon. Lineage: Eukaryota; Metazoa; Arthropoda; Insecta; Hymenoptera; Pteromalidae. The coding region runs from base 1 to 1398 and encodes 465 amino acids.